Molecule: messenger RNA, 2183 nt
Organism: Toxotes jaculatrix (banded archerfish)
Lineage: Eukaryota; Metazoa; Chordata; Actinopteri; Toxotidae
Gene: tra2a
Product: transformer 2 alpha homolog
Exons: 9
Coding region: 122-1009 (295 amino acids)
Biological process (GO): positive regulation of mRNA splicing, via spliceosome
Cellular component (GO): spliceosomal complex
Molecular function (GO): RNA binding
Source: RefSeq, a predicted model, not a curated record
CAUACCGCCCACCUCACGCGCCAUCUUCUAGCUAAUAAAAAGCUAGAAUUAAAAAAUUGUGAUAAACCUCAGUGCAGUUAAUCUCUGUCAGAAUACGCGGUCGCGUUAGCUAUACUGAACAAUGAGCGACAUUGAGGAUGGAAACUGUGAAGCACGGGGGUCACGUUCCCCAUCUAAAUCGGUUUGUGGGAGUCCAGCUCGGGUCAAGUCGGAGAGCAGGUCCGGCUCCCCGAGCCCAUCCCGGGCCUCCAAACGCUCUGAGUCCAGAUCCCGCUCUCGGUCAAAAUCUAGGUCUCGUUCUAGGCGGCACUCAAACCGCCGCUAUAGCCGUUCACGUUCUCGGUCCUAUUCCCACCAGAGGAAGUCUCGCUCUCGUUCCUACAGCCCCGAAUACCGUCGCAGGAGGAGCCAGAGCACUUCCCCCAUGUCGAACCGACGCCGCCACACUGGCAGCAGGAGCCAUGACUUCACAAAAGAAGCAUACAGUCAUGGCGGUGAUGCUGAUGUUAGGGCAAAUCCAGACCCCAGCACAUGUUUGGGGGUGUUUGGCUUGAGCCUGUACACCACAGAGCGUGACCUGAGGGAGGUGUUUUCACGCUACGGUCCUUUGGCUGGGGUCAAUGUGGUGUAUGACCAGCGCACGGGGCGCUCCCGUGGCUUUGCCUUUGUUUACUUCGAGAGACUCGAGGAUUCCAAAGAGGCCAUGGAGCGAGCCAACGGCAUGGAGCUGGACGGCAGGCGCAUCAGAGUGGAUUAUUCCAUUACCAAACGUCCCCAUACCCCCACACCGGGGAUCUACAUGGGCCGGCCAACUCACAAUGGUGGCGGCGGCGGUGGUGGCGGCAGCAGCAGGAGGGGGAGAGACUCAUACUAUGACCGCGGCUAUGACCGCUAUGACAGAUAUGACGAAUAUGACUAUAGAUACAGUCGCAGGCGCUCUCCAUCACCCUACUACAGUCGAUACAGGUCUCGCUCAAGGUCUCGCUCCUACAGCCCACGACGAUACUAAGUCGCUCCUUUCAAUGUUCAGCUUCCCUCCAAUAAUUGAUGGUGUGUGACUCAUCAAGGUGUUUUCAGAGGGGGAACAUUGUGAACUAGCAUGUGUAAAACAGCAGAACUCUAAAGUUCGAGAUAGUUCUUGUUUACAUGCAGUAGAUGUCUUAAUUUUUUUUAGACGUUUUUGAUGCAUCCAUGUUGAGUGUGAGCAAAGAACUCGGUGACUGUUGGUUACUGUUGCUUCAUUCUUAGACUUGCAUCCUUCCUUCCCUCUUCAUUUUCUGCAGCAAUGAUACCUUUUUUUUCCCCUAUCCAGUCAUAUUCAAUGAGAUUUAUUGCACUGAUCACUGUUAACAUCCUUGUCCUGAUGGGGAAUGAAAACUGGGUUUUAGUAAAUAAUGGUGACACUUAAUUUUACAACCUGUAUAAAAUGAUAUAAGAAUAAAGUCUGCACAUGUACAGUAAAGGUAACAAAUUUGAUUUACCUGUGUUACCAAGCACUGAAUUUACUGGUAAGUAGCAGGGAAAAAAGGGCUGUAAAAUAAAGCGUUACUGUUGCUAUCAGUGGUUGGUUCUCUGCUCACAUUCACUUUUGUUUGUUUUGGGGUUUUUUUUCUAAGUCAAGGAAAUCAUCAUUUAAGUUUCUCCAGAAAGUUUUAUGUAUUGCAUUUUUUUUUUUUAAAAAUGUUGUUUCUUUGUAUGGAAAUACAAAUAUAUGAAACCGAAAAACAAAGUUUGUAAGGUGUUUUUCUGACUUUAUGUGCAUGAAAUUGAAGUUGAGCUUUGGUUGUAUAGGUGGGAGUUAAUACUGUAAGUUGAGUGGGUGAGGUGGGAAAACAAGCUGGGAGAGUUUCACAGAACAAGACCGGCGCUAAGAUAUUGUUCAUGAUAAGUUUAUGUUCACACAAAUUUAAAGUAGUUGAUCUGGAGCCACUCUUUGAAACCGUAAUAGAUUCUCCAAAAGUUCUGUUUUUCUCUCAUUAAGGUUACACCAAUGGAAAAACGUGUAAAGAAGGACUUUUACCAAGCUUUUAUUGGGUGGCUUUCAUUGCAUAAGAUUCAAAGUUCACAUGUGAGCAAAAAAAGGGACUAUAUUUCAGGGUAUUCUGUUUCUACAGGGUUUAUUCAAAGGCAUUUCUCAGUGGACAUGUACAGUAACAACAACAAGAGCUUUUACUUUGCUCAAA